Messenger RNA from Topomyia yanbarensis, 3351 nucleotides. It is a transcript of the gene pigeon, whose product is annotated as protein pigeon. Gene Ontology annotation, cellular component: trans-Golgi network. Bases 286 to 3336 code for a protein of 1016 amino acids. The transcript is spliced from 6 exons. NCBI's taxonomy places the organism in Eukaryota, Metazoa, Arthropoda, Insecta, Diptera, Culicidae. Gene Ontology annotation, biological process: positive regulation of amyloid-beta formation. The record is from RefSeq and is a predicted model, not a curated record.
AAAAUGCGUCGCGACGCUGAUUACUGCUGGAGGUUGGCAGAUUUGUUGUGUUCGUUGUUCAUGCGCCAUCAGCGCCUGUUAUCAUAAAAUUCCAGCACCAUCAUCGAUUGUUCUGUGGGUGUUCUGUGCCAUUCUUUUAAAUCUCGUCCGUGUUCCAGAAUGAAUUAAAAACUUUCAUACUUUAAUUAUGUUUUAAAAGAUUUCCCUUUCAGUGUUAUAAGGUUACUUUUGUACUAUACAAAAGUGGAUGUGACGGAAUUUAAGAAAAGCGAACCAAUUUGAAAGAUGCUGAAACAAGAAAAUCUAGCCGCGAAUUUUUGCGGAUUGCUUUCGAUUGCUGGAAGUAAAGAAAUAGCAAUCGAAUGGCGAAUUUUAGGUAAGGAGCAGGAUGGAACGUUACUAGCUAGUUGGGUUGCUUUCGAUGCAAACAAUCGCGCCGAACAGAAGAACAAAGUUGGAACGUAUUCUCCAAAGCACAAAACCCUGCAGAUAUUGUAUACAUUUCCGGGGAGAGAAAAUGUGAUACAGGCCUCAGUAAAUUUGACCAAGACUCUGCUUCUGUAUACUGUCAAAGAAUUGAAGCAUGAAGAUUCGGGUAGAAAGACGCACAUUUACCGAUGCUUUUUGGUAGAAAUUAAGGAUAAUGAGAAUGUUGAACCUUUCAUGUUAAUGGAAGUUGACCGAAACCAUCAGAUGAUGGCACAAUUUUUGUGGCGAAAUUUGGCAACAUUUGAGAAGAGUCAACAGGAUAAGUUUAUAUUGUUGAUUCACCACGAGCAGGUUCUGGUGUACACUGCCACUUUGAAAAGUAAGUUGGUUGCAGGCAAAGACGAUCUCAUCGGAAGCAGUUCUAAAUUUAACUACACUGACCCGGCUGCUUGGUAUUUCGACAAAUCUUGCCUGAAAAGUGAAACUAUUACCAAAGGCUUUGUAUGGGCACAGUGGGACCCAUCCGUGCAGGCCCUCUAUUACAUUCACAUGAAACCUGCUCCGAAAACAUUGUUUGAAAAAGACGACGGUUCGGCCGAGAAAAAAAUGAAACCCACCUUAUCAGCAUUUCAGUUCCAUGACGAUCUCCGCACUGAAACAGUGUUAAAUAUUCCUUUGAAUCUGCCAAACAUUCCCACCUCCAGCUCGGGUACGGAGGAUAUCUACGAAGACGACACGGUUCCGUUGCGCAUCCACGAUUCAUCCCUCAAUCUCAUCAUCGUUAGUGAUCCAGUCGGAAUGCUGUACGUUUGCCAUUACUAUCUGUAUCAACCGAUCAAACAAUCGGACGAGGAAGCUUCUACGUCGCAGAACAUUUGCGAUGUGCAUUUUGCAUACUCCGUUACAAUACUGCAUCAUGGAUGCGUUAUUCAUUGUAUCAUUCCGGGCAUCCCGUGGGAGAAGGCCAAAUCGAUGAAGCCAACAUUUACACUGCACGGCGAUCACCACAUGCUCGUCUUUCAGGCGGAUCUUUUCAUGCACCUGCUGGAUGUGGGUGUGUCACAUGAACCGUGCUGUCACAUAGUAUGCCCACCGUUCACGAGACAACCGGUGACGCAUUUGGUGCCAUGCUUUGCUACUAACAACAUUUGCUACGACUCGGUCACGCUGGAUCUGAUUUCGAUCACCAUCCCGAAGGGGCAUCUGAUUGAAGCAUUCCGCAAUGAUACUUCAGUGGACAACAGGUUGGCGAUUGUGCACUACUUUUUGGCGCAUUCUAGCGGGGAUAUUGUGGAGAUUUUUUCCGAGCUCCUCGGCAUCAUUAUGGAGCGGCCGCUUCACUUGGACACGGUACCCCUGCUGAAGGAAGCUCUUAUCUCGGGUUCCUAUGCAUCUGCCAAGAAAGGGCUUUCCCAAGACCAACUGGCGCUAUUUCGACUGCUUCCGCUGACCACGUGCAAUACCUCCAAACCUAUACAGGCCAAGGUGUCCAAUCUCAGUGUCGGGCUGUCCCACGAAACUCUCUACAACACAUCGAUGAUGCUGCUUUCACCUCAACAGCGGCUAUCGCCGUAUCGGAAAGACAUCUGGACCUGCCUGUGGGAACGUUUGAACGAUAACAAGGAACGGGCUCGUUUCGCCCAGGAACAGGUAACGGAGAAGCUAAUGUACUCACUCACUUGCUACCAACCGGAGGCACUGUCUCGCUGUACCACCCCAAUGUCUCCGGCGAAUCCGAUCAUGAAUGUUGCAGCCGAGUUUGCUUCUGCCAGUUCGCGGCGAAUGCAGAAUGAUUUAUUACCAUUCAUCGAAACGGAAGCUUGUACCGCUAGCAAACAGGAACUGGUGCUAAAUGUGAACCUGAGGGAGCUUAGCAUGCAUCUAGUGAAGCACAGUGUGAAAGAGGUUAGCGGGUUUCGAUGGCUGAAGAACGCUUUUUAUGAUAGCAAUCCUGCACCAUCACACGUGCAUGCCGUUGCUACGAGGUACGUGGCGGCUCAGUUGGAGCAGUCUCGUGCACUCUGUAUGCUUGUUUGUAAGACUGCCGGACUAGACUUAGUGCUGGAAACCGAAAGAGGAUUUGCUUUGGUAGAUCAACUAACCAGCGCUCAACAGCUGAAGCUAUUCACCGUGCUGGAACGGUACUGCUUGGCUACCGAGUCGCUUGCAUUCCCUUUUCCAUUGGGAUUUUCUUCCUUUUUUACCUACCUGGGCUACCGGGCUUUAACGUUUGACAACUUCAUGCAAUACGUCGAACAUCAUGUUCUCGAGUUGCAGAUCGAUGUUGUCAAAGUAAUAAUAGCCGAUAUUGACGAUUCAUCGGAGGGAAUCCAGCGAAAAUUGAGCCUGCUGAUGAUGCUACCGCGAUCACGUGCCAGGCGGUUACUGAACAACUGGAACCACCCGGUCAGUACGAUGUUGAAGGGAAGGGAACAUGCGAUGAACAUACUUUCUGGAAAUUCGGUUCACCUACGUGGAUACUCGCAGAUCAAGAAGCGAGAGUACAAACCAAAAGCUAACUUGUGCCUUCGUUGCUUAUCAUCGUGUUCACGGUCACGAUCUUCACUCGUCUCAUCUUUGAGUUCCUUAUCGCCACUGUCCACUCGACGGACGGAUUGUACCUGUACGUACGGUCAGCUGAAUGCUAUCAACAUGCAACUAGACUGUCGGGAGCCACCGAACAAAUCCUCAUCGCCCUGUGUUCUGUUCGGGAAUCCAAAGUGGAGCUGUAAUCAGCCGAGCAAACCGUCGAUGCGGUGGAAUUUGAUCAUCAUUUCAAUAAUCAUCGCCGUUUAUGUUGCACUAGCUCUGGUGGUUAUGUUAUCAGCUUACAUUUUUCUAGAUAAACAUUUUAUUUAUUGCAUCUCAAAUUUUUCAAAGUUUGUUAAAACCGUUUUUCAGCAGUAACUUUAAUAUUAAGUU